This is a messenger RNA of Venustampulla echinocandica, 1194 nucleotides long. RefSeq names its product putative H+-ATPase V1 subunit c, vacuolar. Gene Ontology annotation, cellular component: vacuolar proton-transporting V-type ATPase, V1 domain. The coding region runs from base 1 to 1194 and encodes 397 amino acids. The transcript has 5 exons. The record is from RefSeq and is a predicted model, not a curated record. Gene Ontology annotation, molecular function: proton-transporting ATPase activity, rotational mechanism. NCBI's taxonomy places the organism in Eukaryota, Fungi, Ascomycota, Leotiomycetes, Helotiales, Pleuroascaceae. Gene Ontology annotation, biological process: proton transmembrane transport.
AUGUCGGCCCCGCCGAAAUACAUACUGGUUUCCCUGCCGACCUCGAUUUCCCCAACGAACGAUAAAGAGGAAGCUCUCACAGCCUUACGAUACGCCGUAUCCCCAGACAAUGGCCCUGUUGCCCCCUUCAGAAUACCCGAAUUCAAAAUUGGGACGCUGGAUGCUCUGGUGCAGCAAGCAGAUGACCUAACAAAGCUCGAGAGUGCAUGUCAAGGUGUCGUAGCUAAGGUUGGCGAUUCGCUGCGGAUAUUAUUAGAAGGCGAUGAGGCGAAGAUAACCCAGCAGAAGACGGUUAAUGAUAAGCCUGCCGACCAAUAUCUGCGGACCUUUUCCUGGAAUAAGGUCAAAUACCGUGCCGAUAAGCCUCUUGCGGAGCUUAUUGAUUCGCUGCAGAAGGAACUCGCGAGCAUCGAUAAUGAUGUCAAAGCGAAAUACAACCAGUAUAACCAAGUCAAGACCAAUCUCACAGCGCUCAAGCGGAAACAAACUGGAAACCUCUCUACAAAAUCUCUUACACCAGUUGUUGAUCCUUCGAUAUUAAUACAGGACUCCGAAUAUCUCGAAACACAUCUCAUUGUUGUCCCGACAAAUUCCAAGAAAGACUUCCUCAAAAGUUACGAGACGAUUUCGCCAAUGGUGGUGCCACGAUCGUCAGUAGAGGUUACUCAUGACGACGAAUUUACUUUAUUUGCGGUUACAACAUUCAAGAAGCACAGCGCAGAAUUCCAACACAAAUGUAGGGAGAUGAAGUGGACGCCAAGAGAUUACAAGUAUGUGGAGGGCGGGAAGGAGGCGGAACAGAAGGAGGUAGAGAGGGUGGGAAGAGAUGAGCGAAAAAUUUGGGGCGAGGCGCUGAGGUUGGGGAGGACUGGGUGGAGUGAAGCUGUUAUGAUAUGGAUCCAUGUCCUCACACUGCGAGUAUUCGUCGAGACCGUCUUGCGAUAUGGACUGCCCUUGGACUUUGUUUGCGGUUUGGUCAAGACUACCCCUAAAUUGGCUAAGCGGGUUAAGGCGAAUUUGGACGCUAAAUAUUCAUACUUAGGAGGAAAUGCAUUUGGGCGGGACACCAAGGGUAGAGUUCAAAAGGACGAUUCUGCAUUGUCAUCGGAAAUGGCAGCAGCAGGUGUAGGGGCCCACGGAGGAGAAGGCAGCGAGUACACUGCCUAUGUGUAUUACGAGUUCGAGGUCGUAUAG